CUGAACCGGAGCAGGAGGAGAAACACUGAGGCAACGGAGAGCUGCAGAAAACCGUUAGUCGGGCAGCGCCGCUUUCUAUCACCGAGCCGCUGGAACGGAGGAUCAGGGCGUGAACCGAGGCGUCUAACGGACAGUCAUGCGCGCCGUCCGAGCGGAACCGGAGCCGCAGCAGCUCUGAGCGCGUUUUCUUCAGGAUCCUGCGAGGCGCAUCAGCGCGUUUUUCCCGCGGCCGCUCGCGUCACUUUGACAUUAAUAUCAGAAACCGGAGAUCUGAUUCCCCAUCACCAACCGACCGACCUACCGACCGCCGCGGAAACGGACAUCUCCGGUGGUCGUCGACGGGAAUCCGGGGAUUUGCGGGUGUCGCGGGGCGGAGGGCGAAAAGCAUCGGAUUGUGAGGGAAUCUUCGGCUCUCCGGUAACGGGAGUAUGGCUGACGACGACGUGCUGUUCGAGGAUGUGUACGAGCUCUGCGAGGUGAUCGGGAAGGGUCCGUUCAGUGUGGUGCGGAGAUGCAUCAACAGAGACACUGGACAACAGUUCGCUGUGAAGAUCGUGGAUGUGGCAAGCUUCACCUCCAGCCCGGGACUCAGUACAGAAGACCUGAAGCGCGAGGCCAGUAUCUGUCAUAUGCUCAAACACCCACACAUCGUGGAGCUGCUGGAGACGUACAGCUCGGACGGCAUGCUCUACAUGGUCUUUGAGUUUAUGGAUGGAGCAGAUCUCUGUUUCGAGAUUGUGAAGAGAGCUGAUGCCGGAUUCGUCUACAGCGAGGCCGUGGCCAGCCACUACAUGCGACAGAUACUGGAAGCCCUGCGCUACUGCCAUGAUAACAACGUCAUCCACAGAGACGUGAAGCCUCACUGUGUCCUGCUGGCCUCCAAGGAGAACUCCGCUCCUGUUAAGCUGGGUGGUUUCGGCGUGGCGAUUCAGCUGGGCGAGUCGGGUCUGGUGGCUGGAGGGCGCGUGGGGACGCCGCACUUCAUGGCUCCAGAAGUGGUGAAGCGGGAGCCGUACGGGAAGCCGGUGGACGUGUGGGGCUGCGGGGUCAUCCUCUUCAUCCUGCUCAGCGGAUGCCUGCCCUUCUACGGCACCAAGGAGAGGCUGUUCGAGGCCAUCAUCAAGGGCAAAUACAAGAUGAACCCUCGGCAGUGGGCACACAUCUCUGAGAGUGCUAAAGAUCUGGUGCGGCGUAUGCUGAUGCUGGACCCGGCCGAGAGGAUCACCGUCUAUGAGGCGCUCAACCACCCCUGGCUGAAGGAGAGAGACCGCUACUCCUACAAGAUCCACCUGCCGGAGACGGUAGAGCAGCUGCGCAAGUUCAACGCUCGCAGGAAACUGAAGGGCGCUGUCCUCGCUGCCGUCUCGAGCCACAAGUUUAACUCGUUUUAUGGGGACCCCCCAGAGGAUCUGCAUGACUUCUCCGAGGACCCCACAUCUUCAGGACUGCUCGCUGCAGAAAGGGCUGUGUCUCAGGUUCUGGACAGUCUGGAGGAGAUUCACGCUCUGACUGACUGCAGUGAGAAAGAUCUGGACUUCCUGCACAGCGUCUUCCAGGACCAACAUCUGCACACACUGCUGGACCUAUAUGAUAAGAUCAACACCCGCUCAUCUCCUCAAAUCAGGAAUCCUCCCAGCGACGCUGUCCAGAGAGCCAAAGAGGUGCUGGAGACCAUCUCCUGUUACCCUGAGAACAUGGAGGCCAAGGAGCUGAAGAGGAUCCUGACGCAGCCGCACUUCAUGGCUCUCCUCCAGACUCAUGAUGUCGUAGCUCAUGAGGUGUACAGUGAUGAUGCUCUGCGCGUGACUCCUCCCCCCACCUCGCCGUACCUGAACGGAGACUCACCUGAGAGUGUGAACGGAGACCUGGACCUGGAGAACGUGACGCGUGUGCGGCUGGUGCAGUUCCAGAAGAACACAGACGAGCCCAUGGGCAUCACUCUGAAGAUGAACGAUCUGAAUCACUGUAUCGUGGCCAGGAUCAUGCACGGAGGGAUGAUCCACAGACAGGGAACGCUGCAUGUUGGAGAUGAGAUCCGGGAAAUCAACGGGAUCAGCGUGGCCAAUCAGACGGUGGAGCAGCUGCAGAAGAUGCUGCGGGAGAUGCGCGGCAGCAUCACCUUCAAAAUCGUGCCCAGUUACCGCAGCCAGUCUCUGUCCUGUGACAAAGAGUCUCCAGAUCUGUCCAGACAGUCUCCAGCUAACGGACACUCCAGCGUCACCAGCUCCAUCCUGGAUCUGCCCUCCACCAUCCAGCCCAAAGGAAGACAGGCUUUAAACCCUCAGAUCUCCAGAGCUGCAGUGAAGGAUAAACUGGGUCGUAAGAUUUAUGUACGGGCGCAGUUUGAAUACGACCCAGCGAAAGACGAGCUGAUCCCCUGUAAGGAGGCGGGCAUCCGGUUCCGCGUGGGCGACAUCAUCCAGAUCAUCAGCAAGGACGACCACAACUGGUGGCAGGGCAAGCUGGAGAACACCAAGAACGGCACCGCGGGGCUCAUCCCCUCACCUGAGCUGCAGGAGUGGCGUGUGGCGUGUAUUGCGAUGGAGAAGACCAAGCAGGAGCAGCAGGCCAGCUGUACGUGGUUCGGCAAGAAGAAGAAACAGUACAAAGACAAGUACUUAGCCAAACACAACGCAGUGUUUGAUCAACUAGAUCUGGUGACAUAUGAGGAGGUGGUGAAGCUGCCGGCGUUCAAGAGGAAAACACUGGUGCUGCUGGGUGCGCACGGCGUCGGUCGGAGGCACAUCAAGAACACACUCAUCGCCAAACACCCCGACAAAUUCGCGUACCCCAUCCCACACACGACCAGACCGCCCAAGAAGGACGAGGAGAACGGGAAGAACUACUUCUUCGUUUCGCACGACCAGAUGAUGCAGGACAUCUCCAACAACGAAUACCUGGAGUACGGCAGCCACGAGGACGCCAUGUACGGCACGCGGCUGGAGACAAUCCGCAAAAUACACGAGGUCAACAUGGUGGCCAUCCUGGACGUGGAGCCGCAGGCGCUGAAGGUGUUGCGGACGGCUGAGUUCUCUCCAUAUGUGGUCUUCAUCGCGGCUCCGACCAUCACUCCUGCUAUGACUGAGGACGAGUCUCUCCAGCGGCUGCAGAAGGAGUCGGAGGCGCUCCAGCACUCGUACGCUCAUUACUUUGACCAGACGAUCAUCAAUAACGAGAUCGACGACACCAUCCGCCUGCUGGAGGAGGCUGUGGAGCUGGUGUGCAGCACCGCGCAGUGGGUGCCUGUGUCCUGGGUGUACUAACCACACACACACUCACACACACACACACACACACACACACUGACGGACUGCAUCCCGGAACUACCAGUGCGUAGUGCUGUAUAUAGCUAUACAUAUAUAAAUAUCUAUAAAUAUGAAUAUAUAAGUCAUAGAUAUGGUCCUGUGCGGAUGCCGAGGCGUUGUGGACAUUUUAUACGGUUUUUCUUUUUCAAUGUGCGAGACGCCGUCUCCGAGCAAUGAUGAGCACAGCCAGUCGUGGAGAAGCAGCGCCCUGUUGGUCCAGGCCUGUGGGUGUGGCUCAGUGACCCCGCCCACUGGCCGUAUAAAAGCACACACACACAGACACACGAGCAGCGUCUGCACUGGACUGAUCUGCUCCUGCGCGUCUCUCUCCAUCCUCUGUUUACAGAUGUAGGUUUGCACAAGGGCAGUGGAGCUGCUCCUCUUCCUCUAGAUGUGUGUGUGUGUGUGUGUGAGUGAGUGUGUGUGUGUCCAGCGCAGACCGACCGGCCCAUGGACACACUCUGACCCUCAUGCUCUGUGUAGUGACGUGUUUGUAAAUUGUCCUGGGUCCUUGUGCGGAGCGGGGAGGAGAAUCUCCAUUCCUAGAUGGAUGAUGUGAGAAACUGUGCCGUCUUCAAGAGUAUUACUGUUCUACUCAGAGAAACCCAGAGGAUCUUAUUGUGUGUAAAUGUGUCAAUGGUGCGUACAUUUUGAGAUUGAAAUGAAGUAGUGUGUGCAUAAACCACUGAACAGACUGUGUGAACUCUUCAUUUCAGAUGUAAACUCCUCUGCCAGUGACGAAACGCUCUUCAACAUGUGUUUGUUUGUUUGUUUAUUUGUUUUUUUUAUCUAUUUCCUUUCAUGUGUUUCAAAAAAAGUAAAUGCUUUUGAAAUCAG
This is a messenger RNA of Danio aesculapii, 4142 nucleotides long. RefSeq names its product calcium/calmodulin-dependent serine protein kinase b (gene caskb). Gene Ontology annotation, molecular function: ATP binding; signaling receptor binding; protein kinase activity. Gene Ontology annotation, cellular component: basolateral plasma membrane; cell-cell junction; plasma membrane. The coding region runs from base 429 to 3263 and encodes 944 amino acids. The record is from RefSeq and is a predicted model, not a curated record. The transcript has 28 exons. Lineage: Eukaryota; Metazoa; Chordata; Actinopteri; Cypriniformes; Danionidae. Gene Ontology annotation, biological process: regulation of neurotransmitter secretion; protein phosphorylation.